Rana temporaria (common frog) is the source of this 1458-nucleotide messenger RNA. RefSeq names its product actin related protein 2/3 complex subunit 5 (gene ARPC5). Lineage: Eukaryota; Metazoa; Chordata; Amphibia; Anura; Ranidae. Gene Ontology annotation, biological process: regulation of actin filament polymerization; cell migration; Arp2/3 complex-mediated actin nucleation. Bases 103 to 555 code for a protein of 150 amino acids. Gene Ontology annotation, molecular function: actin filament binding. Gene Ontology annotation, cellular component: Arp2/3 protein complex; cytoplasm; actin cytoskeleton. The transcript is spliced from 4 exons. The record is from RefSeq and is a predicted model, not a curated record.
ACUCAGCCAGGGACAGGAAGCCGGUAGUGAGAGCGGAAGCCGCUGCGCAUGCGCACUGAGCCCGACCGCUCCCUGCCUGCUGCACAGCGCUCCCGGUAAAAGAUGUCGAAGAACACGGUGUCUGACCGCUUCCGGAGGGUGGACGUGGACGAGUAUGAUGAGAACAAGUUUGUGGACGAGGAGGAGGCCGGAGAGGGGCAGCAAGGACCAGACGAGGGGGAGGUGGACGGAGCGAUCCGGGGAGGAAACAUGGUGGGAGCUCUUCAUGCUGCUUUAAAGAAUCCACCUAUUAAUACGAAGAAUCAAACUGCAAAGGAUCGAGCGGAGAGUCUUGUGCUGAAAGUUUUGAUCUCGUUCAAAACAAAUGAGAUAGAAAAAGCAGUCCAGUCACUAGAGAAGAAUGAUGUGGACCUGCUAAUGAAAUACAUCUACAAGGGCUUUGAGAGCCCAUCUGACAACAGCAGUGCAGUCCUACUGCAAUGGCAUGAAAAGGCUUUGGCCGUUGGUGGAGUGGGUUCUAUAGUCCGGGUGCUGACUGCCAGGAAGACAGUUUGAAUGUUCAGCUGGUUACGAUCUAUCGAAGAGCUGGUGCCAAGACCAAAACCCUGAACUGCUGUGGCCGACCAUCCCUCUCUAUCACUGCCCAUAUUUUUUUUUUCUUUUUCCUUUGCCCGGUUUUUAUUUUUGAUACACUUUUGAAGUCUGCAGUACCUGUGAGAGUGUGCUGUGAGUGCAGUGCUUUGUUGAUAUGAGUGUUAAGUUAUCAGUACACGCCCUCAAUGAGCUGGGCUCUAUUGAACAACCAUCACCCUUCUUAUUUGUACAGGUUGCAGUGAUAUCUGCUUCUCUGUGAAUUGUAUUGCGCCUUAUAACCUCAUUCUCGUCAGGGCUAAUUCCCCACAGCUUGGCCCCCAAAGCUAGCUGCAACCCUCUUUCUUUGCCUCCCUGCUGCCACACCUCCCCCUGCCACCACACCAUUUGGCUAGUUUUCUCAGGGGUGGCAUUUUGCAAUCUAAGGAUUUUAUAUCAUGGAACAUCUUCCAGAGACAUAGCUAGGGUCACCCAAUGCCUAUUUGGCAGCACCUGGAUUGUAUCCAACUCCCUCAGGUCCUAGGUGUAUAAAGGGAUAAAUUAUGCAGUAAACCUAAUCGCUCUGCUGCUGUGACAUCUUGGGUUCCUUUCUUUAACCAACAAAAUGAGGUCUUGUCUACUUCAUGUUCACCAGUCAUACACACAGCGGAGGAGCUGUUUGGUGGGUCAGGUCAAUAACAGUCUAGCAUUGUGGGUUAAUAUAGCAGUGUGGUGUUGCUGGUUUGUAAUGCAUUGUUGAACCGGAUAUAUGCAUGUAUCUCUUGCUUGCAAAAUGGCCGCCACCUCUGUGUGUAGGGGACAUAUGUCUUCAUUAAAGAGACAGUACUGUGUAAUUUAAAAUAAAUAAAUAAAUGGUUUGCACUUGUA